CUGGCUCGCCACAAUCAACAGCCAUGGACACUAUGGCACUGGGGCUUUUGGCUGCUGCGGAGAAGUAUUUGCUGGAUCAAUUGAAAACUCGUUGUGAAUCUCAUCUGAUUCGCAAGAUGUCAGCCAAGAACUGCCUGGAUUUGCUGACCCUCACCACCCACCAUCCAGCGGAGCACCUGAAGAAAUUUGCCAUCGAAUACUUCCGCAGUUAUCCAAAUAAAGUCAUGGCAACGGACAACUGGAAAAAGAUGAAGAAAGAUAAUCCGGCGUUGUUGUGCGACUUGCAGCAAAUGGUUCUCACUGUCUAGAAAGGCCUCAUUCAUUCAAUACUGUUUUGUCAGUCUAUUUCCUUUCUGUUACCUUUUUUAACAUGGAGUUAUUCCCGUUGGAGAAAGUCAGCUUUCAUUUUCAGUUAUUUUCUUGCUAAGAACAACUAAAACACGCAUAUUUUGCUGUUUGUUUCAUGUGGUAUUGACACGACAAUUUUUUUUUGUUUUCAAUA
This is a messenger RNA of Daphnia pulicaria, 502 nucleotides long. RefSeq names its product TD and POZ domain-containing protein 4-like. Gene Ontology annotation, molecular function: ubiquitin protein ligase binding. The transcript is spliced from 2 exons. NCBI's taxonomy places the organism in Eukaryota, Metazoa, Arthropoda, Branchiopoda, Diplostraca, Daphniidae. The record is from RefSeq and is a predicted model, not a curated record. Gene Ontology annotation, biological process: proteasome-mediated ubiquitin-dependent protein catabolic process; regulation of proteolysis. The coding region runs from base 24 to 308 and encodes 94 amino acids. Gene Ontology annotation, cellular component: nucleus; cytoplasm.